AUGGAAGACGCACAUGACGGCGACGAAUGGGUAUCAUCAGCUUUCCUCACUGAAGUGAACAACGAAUUCUCCAAGCAAGAUACUAGCGGUCGACCCUAUGAAGAGGACCCAGAAAAGGGCUUUACAAUGGACAUAAUGAUGAUGAUGGACAUUGAAAAAGUGAGCAUGCUACGUAAUGAGUUCGAGCGCAAGGGCAAGGGGCUAUCUGUUGCCGAGUUUGUGUACGUCAUGAUGCGAUUCGUAGAGCGCAGCGCCCACACAGACAAAAAGUCGCGGCUUAAUGAUUUGAGCGAGUCGCAGCUUAUCGGAAAUUUGUGCGAGCUUUUCGCACAGAUCGAUAUUAAUGGCGAUGGCUCGAUGGAGUGGGAAGAAUUUACGUCGUUUAUUGUGGACACGGGACUGACCGCCAAGAGUCACCAGCCACACUCAAUACAACAAUAUCAUCAUGUGCAGUGGGAAGACGCCUCGAAACACAACACUUUCAUCGACCAUAUAUAUUACUUCUCAUCAAAGGACCUCGUGGCGCUCGUUGAAACUUGCAGCCCGUAUCUUAAGUUUUACAACGUCAACUGCGAGCUUUAUCGUACCAUUAAGUCACCUGAAGGCUUUGUACAAUGUGCCGAGCACUUGCCCAAGCACAAUCAAUACAUCGUGGCAUCUUCCGACCUGCAGUUCCGCUUUUAUGACGAUACUACAUUAAAGCUCACGAAGUGUUGCCAUACUCCAACGUCGCAGAAUUGCCUUAAAUGGUAUCCAGAGUCAUUUGUACUCUUCUCAGGCGGGAAAAGUGGCAUUGUCCAAGCCUGGAAUGCUGAAAGUAUGGAAGAAAAACAUCACAUGAGCGGCGAGGUGCAUGGACAAGUCUUGUCUCGAUCUCAUGAUGACGCUGUACUUGAUCUCCUCACGCUACCCACGCUCGAGUCUCUCGCAUCUGCCAGUAUGGACCGGACUAUCCGAUUGUGGGAUGUACAUACAGGGAAGUUAAAACAGCAACUGGAGGGCCACGAUAAAGGCGUGCGAUCGCUAGCCUAUUCUCCUGAAUAUCGCUUUCUUGUGUCAGCUGGAUUUGAUUUCGAUGCUGUGGUUUGGAAUCCCUACGUUGACCAGCUUAUCCUUCGGCUGCAUGGCCACAAUAAUAGUCUUUGUGGGGUCGAAAUAAUUCCCGGUACACCCCAGAUCAUCACAGCUGAUGUCGACGGGAUUUUUAAAGUCUGGGAUAUACGCAAUUUUGCCUGCAUGCAGACCUUCACUGCAGAUAAUGUGGGAGAAGUUAAAAGUAUUGUCUCGAUCAUCUCAUCUAAAAGGAUUCUUGCAGCAGGAAAAAAGAUAGUCAAGUUUGACUACGAAAAGUUAGAAAAUCCGCAUCUAACCGACAACCACCCGGUAUUUUGCGCGCUGUAUAACUCACGGUCACUCUCAUUCGUCACAGCUACCAGAAAGAAUGUCAAAAUCUGGGAUGCGCGUCUUGGCAAGCUUAUUCGCGUGUAUAGAAAUUUGAGCUCGACGGAUUUGACAACUAUCUGUCUAGACUUCCGAGAGCGCAAACUUAUCGUCGGAGACCAUGGGGGUAAUAUUCAUGUGUUUGACUAUUUGAAUGGCUCGCACAUGAAAUCAUUCAAAAACCCUGAGAUCGGCAAUGGUGCACACACCGCUGAAGUAACCAAAUUGUGCUACUGCGCCGAUCACAUGUCUGUCAUAAGUGUCUCAUGGGACUGUUCCAUCAGUAUUUACGAUGAAAGAGACUCGGAUCGCGGUAUACUGCUUCGACAAAUUAGUGGCGGACACUCCAUGGAUAUUACAGCGCUCAGCUUUUCGCACCAUCUCUCUCUUCUUGCGUCAGGGUCCUCAGACUGCACGUUGCAAGUAUGGGACUAUGAAUUUGGACGUCUUGAUGCAACGUGUAUCGGUCAUGUGAGUGGCUUGUUGUGUUUACAGUUUCUCGAUCCAUUCCCGCUGCUCCUGUCCAGCGACAACACAGGCAAUCUUUGCUUUUGGGCCAUGCGUCCAUCAGCUCAGUAUAAGGGAAAAUGCGUCUUUCGCUUUCGUAACCAGUUAACCCAAUCGGAAAGUGUACCCGUGAACUGUAUUGCCACAGACUCAAUCCGCCAUACUUUCUCAAGAUCGCGCACCACCGUUGGCAGUAAAGAUGAGGGUGAUAAUCUGGAUUUUAUGUCAUACGUCGUCAUCACGGGAGAUGACAAAGGAUUUGUGAGUGUGUGGAACAUUCUGCCGCUGCUUGAGCAUCUUGCAAAGCACUUUGACCUUAAACCGCUGGCCAAGCCUGUUGAAUGUGUAAACGCGCACAGAAAUUUGCGAGUGGAUGCGACCAGUAUGGUUCGCAAGGCACACAACACACCAGAGUGGGUCGCUUAUGAACAUCGCGAUCCGCUUUCAUCAUUCCUAUUUUCCUUGGGUAUGCCACUCGUCGCGAACGAGGUGGAGAGCGACGGGGAAAAUCGACAUGUAGAUGGGAAGAUGCAGAAAGUGCCACCAGUAUCGCUCGUACGCCGCUGGAAAGCACAUGACGACGUGGUGUAUUCGGUGCAAAUGAUUAAAGAGCCAAAGACAUUCAUAUCAUCUUCGUUUGACCGUCAAGUUAAACUCUGGUCUCUGAACGGCGAUUGUCUGGGUGUGCUCAUGCAGGGCGGGCAAAAUCCAUCAAGUAGCGACAAUAAAUUAUGCACUGACCAUAGCGAAACCUCGCAACGCGAUUGGCGCUUCACUGUAGACUAUGAUACUCGUGAGCACCAAAAAGAGAAAAUUUCCGCCCCUGUUGCGAAAGUUGUGCAUGCAAUGAUGCAUCUUGAUAAACAACGGGAUGUGAUGAUCGAGCGACGUCGGCAGGAAUGCGUCGAUGACAGCACCCUAGAGGAUUUUUCGCGCACACAUUUACCAUCGCUUUUCCCUAGUCACGCAGCAUCAACUCUCAAACCCGAUCUCAGCAUUUCUUUGACAUCAGAUGUACUAAGCUGUGAAACGGGCUUCAUAGCAGGACGAUCGGCUUUAGUGACAGCAAGUCCACGCCAGGCACGGCUUCGCAGUAGCAACAAUCGAUCGACUUAUCCGCAUAGGCCAAUGAGCUGA
Plasmopara halstedii is the source of this 3084-nucleotide messenger RNA. Its product is annotated as ef hand family protein. The record is from RefSeq and is a predicted model, not a curated record. Gene Ontology annotation, molecular function: protein binding; calcium ion binding. NCBI's taxonomy places the organism in Eukaryota, Oomycota, Peronosporomycetes, Peronosporales, Peronosporaceae. The transcript has 9 exons. Bases 1 to 3084 code for a protein of 1027 amino acids.